GCGAAUUAAUUUCUUCGAAGCAGGGCUCUCUUGCUUCCCUACCAAGCUCUUUCAUUGAUACAUCAUAUCGAUCGAAUGUGAGUUACCCAUGGUGAAAUCGGGAGACCGUACGCUUCAUUGUUAUUCAAUAUCAUAUGAGCGUGUGCGUUGUACUAUUUUCAUGAAGGUUUAGCGGAAUUCGGCACGUUUCUAUGUUGUCGAUGGUUGGAUUGGCUGCUUAUUUGAAUUGAUUGCUGUCGCCAAUACGUUGCGGAUGCGAGACGAGGUUCUGUGAGCUUCCGCAUAAAUUGUUUAGUCGUCCCUGAUGAAUCUAAACUAAUUUCAUCUUGUCUUUUCUUUUGCAGAUACAUUAAUUCAAGAUGGGUAAGCGCACGAAAAAGGUCGGAAUCACCGGAAAGUACGGAACCCGUUACGGUUCCACUCUCCGUAAGAUUGCCAGAAAGAUGGAAGUCUCUCAGCACUCCACAUACAACUGCGUUUUCUGCGGAAAGGACUCUGUCAAGCGCAAGUGCGUCGGUAUCUGGGACUGCAGGUCUUGCCACAAGGUGAUUGCAGGAGGGGCUUACACUUUGUCUACCGCUAGUGCCAUUCAAACACGCAGUAACAUCAACCGUCUGCGACGUACCAUGGAAGAUGCUCCUUAAAUUAUAAAGCAACAAUGAAACCCCUACAAUCUUCAAUCAAAGCUUAGGUGUUACAGUUGUAACACGGAAAUAUUUCUCUCUGCUUCGAGCUACAUUUUCCAAGUUACGCUUCUCUUCAAAGAAGUUUGUGCCUAGGGAAUGUUUUUCUUGUAUCUUAUUAUUUGUACCGUACAAGCAUUAUAGAUAAUGUACAGCUGUCAUCAUCAUUUGCUGGUUUCCUUUGUGCAGGAGUGUGAAAAUGCUGUUGCCCAGAGAAAAACCACGAUAGAUUGUCUAUUUCAAUGUCGUUUAUGAAUUCUUUCAACUGUCCGCGAAUAAUUGAACGGAACUUUUUUCUCCAAGUUCAUCUCAUUCCAAUCGGUGGAUAGUUUUGCAAUCGGGGAAGUAAGCAAUUUGUCCACCUUCCCUCACAAAUGAGUGUGGAGAAGCAAUUUCAGGGUUCUUUCACUCCAAUUCCAAAUUGACGAAUGACUACUAGUACUAGCUAGUACUACUACUACUAGUAUCCUUCGAAUGUUACUAACAGCUCUCAGCAACAAUGUAGUAUAUCUGGAAAUAGCAUUUUGAUCAUCCAAUACUAGUAGUACCACCACCACCACCAGCACCACCACCUCGUCCUCCUCCUGCUGUUGCAAUUUAAUUGCCUGCUGCUGGUGGUGGUGCUGGUGGUGGUUGUUCUUCACAUGUGUUGGAAAUCAACAACAAGAAGAAUCUCCUUCCAAUCUAUUCUGGUUGCUAUUGUUAAAUCAAUCAUCAAGAAGGAGAAGAAACAACUCCUUCUUCUUUACUUCAUACUUUCUUAGUGGUUGGUAGUACCUGGUACUUGAGCUUGAGGAUGAGCUAUUGGUGUCUAAUUAUUGAUUUAUUGUGAUACGGUACAGUACUAAGAGUACCGUACGUACGGAACGGUAUGUACUCGUAGUGAAGAAGUAUUUAGUGGAAGUAGUAUUAGUAUCAUAUGAUUAGUAGGUUUGAAUCCGUGAUAGAUGUCAUACAAUGAAUAGAAUUUUCUAUUCGCCAUACGUCAGUCGAGUCACGACUAAUCAGCUGGCACGCGCACCGGAUAGAUUUCCCAACGCUUAGCCUCCAGCAUUUUUAUGAAAAAUGUGGAAGGCCAAAGAUCCAGGUAGAAUGGCUAAAAGACCCUGUUUCGAAAUUAUCAGAAAUGAAUCCAUUCAGUCACUCGCAACUAACCAAAAAGGCAGUUGCUCCAACCACUACUCAAAACUCAUUACUUUAUCAAGUUCUAUCGAAAACUUCUGUCGAAGAACCCAUAUUAUAGCAACAACAAGACAGAAGUGAUAAAAUGGCCGCACCUGUUCCUUUGCUCUUCUCCGAGGCUCUCAAUGUAAGUCGAUAGUUUUCGGAGAUCCAAAUCGUGUCGCGCAUUUUUGUGCGUUGCGUAGCGCAUAGUAGAAAAUCUACUUGUCCCCGAGCAUAAAUCUCGAUUGCAAAUGACCGUUGCUUCGUCCAACGAUGUUCGUCUCUUUGAGAAAGCCCUAUCAAGAAGAUCAUACACUGCUAACCGAAUAAUACACACAGCAUUCUGUAUGCACCGAGUUGAUCUCAUUGCGGAGUACCGUGGAAGCUUUCUGUCAUCAUUGUGACUCUUCCAAUUAUCCGAAAGCAUUGAGUCGUACAUUCCCUCUCACCAUUUUCAUUUCAUUUCAACGUUGUCUCUAUAUCGUGUCCUCCUGGUAUUUUGUUUACCUCAUGAAUCCCAAUUCUCGUAAAGCUCCAACAACUCGGAGUGCC
This is a messenger RNA of Pseudo-nitzschia multistriata, 2399 nucleotides long. NCBI's taxonomy places the organism in Eukaryota, Bacillariophyta, Bacillariophyceae, Bacillariales, Bacillariaceae. The record is from the annotation of a GenBank genome assembly.